CUGUUGCUCGCGCGACCUACUUCACCGGAAGUGGGACAUCUCCGGAAGGACGUCCCCCUCAUCCCAGCCUCAGACACGCACAUCAGAGGCUUGGUGGUGAUGGAUGAAUGUUACUGUAGAGGUGAAGGGCAGGGAAGAGCGUGUGUAAUAACGGUGAGGGUGGCCUGGGUGCGCGCGCAGGUGUGGGCCAGUCCGGGCGCAGGAGAGGCAACCCCGUCACCACGCAGGAAGGUGCUGUGAUAGGCCCCCUGCUGGACCUGCCCACUCUCUCUCUUGUCCCGUCUGGCUCUUCACCCCGUCUGUGCCCAGCUUCAUCCCUCACCACUGAUACCCUGUCGGAGUAUGGAAGGGUUAUCAUGAGUGGAGGAGGGGACGGGUUGGAGUCGGCGUCCCUGGUGCGUCACGGCAGUGGUGGCGGGCGGAGCUACAUGUCUGAAAGUGGCAUGCUGAGGGAGGGUGACGGAGGUCACAGUGGUGGUGGAACUGGAGGAGGAGGAGGUGGAGGAGGAAGAGGUAAAGGUAAUGCUACAGAGGGCAGUUUAGAAGGAGCAGAUGAACUGGACUUUGUCGAGAGUGAUGCGCCACUUCUUUCCCAGUUCCACGAGGAUGCCAUUCAGCAGGCUGGAACAGGGCCAUUCCAGCGCCUUCUCUUGCUGGUCGCAGGUCUGAGUCUUGCUGCCGACACCAUUGAGUUGCUUGUAGUGGCCUACGUUAUCCCUUCAGCAGAGGUUGAGCUCUGCAUGUCUGGCACCCAAAAAGGCUGGCUCGCGGCAAUUACAUUCAUUGGAAUGAUGAUUGGUGCAAUGAUAUGGGGAAGUUUAAGUGACAACGUGGGUCGUCGUCGAGCUCUACUCUCUGCUCUCUUCGUCAAUGCUCUAUUUGGGAUAAUGACAGCCUUUAUGCCCACCUAUGGCAUCUUUAUGACUACGAGACUUUGCUCUGGGAUUGGGAUUGGUGGUGGGAUCCCCAUUGUGUUUGCUUACUACUGUGAGUUUGUUACUCAGGCAGAACGAGGACGUCAUUUGUCUUGGUUGUUGGUGUUCUGGGCAAUUGGUGGAGUGUUCACUGCACUGAUGGCCUGGAUAAUUAUACCAAGAACAGGUAUUACAGUUGUUUUGGAUGAAGAGCAUCACUUCAGCUCCUGGCGUGUGUUUCUUGUCGUAUGUUCCUUGCCAUCAUUUGGGGCAGUAGUUGGUCUGUAUUUCAUGCCAGAGUCCCCUCGGUUCUUGCUGGAGAAAGGACGGGAAGUAGAGGCUAUGAUGGUUUACAAGAAAAUCUUCAAAUGGAACAAUGCUCAUAAUCCUGGAGCAGAGUACCAACUGACAGAGCUGGAGUUGCCAUCUGGUACUAAUCGCCCUCCUCGACACACUCCACCCCAGGGAGUUGGGAAGAACUUUGUGUCUGAUAUUUCCUAUGGUCUAGAGCAGUUUUGGGGCCUCUUCUUCCAGCUGUUCCUACCACCUUACUUGACGACCACUCUCUUGCUACUGAUUGUGUGGUUAACAUGUUCAUUUGGGUUCUAUGGUCUGUCAGUUUGGUUCCCAGAAUACAUCAAGUUGCUGAAGAGUGAGGAAUACAACAGCCAUGCCAAUGUUACCUCAGAUGAGGUGUAUGAGCAUCGUUCAUUCAACAGCACUACUCUGGACAAUAUCCAAUUUGUGCAGACAAUCUUCAACAACGUUACUUUUAGUAAAACCCUCAUCAAUCACGUUCUUUUUCUCAACUGUUCAAUAACUGACUGCCUCUUCUCUGAUGUCAGAAGCAGCAAGACAUUUUUUAAGUAUUCCCACAUAGCUCGCAACACUUUCAUCGAUACCGACAUAUAUGACUAUCGUUUCCAGGACUGUGAAAUGAUAAACAACAAAUUCCAUGCACUUGCACCUGGCUGUACUUUAGAUUUUGAUUAUAACAUCCAUUAUAAGGCAGUGUUUCAAGAGAAUUUGAUAGGGCAACUGACAAUGAUCCCUGGCACAUUGAUCACAUCCCUCCUCAUGGAUAAGCUUGGCAGAGUCAGGAUUAUGAGUGUGUCCAUGGCAUUGUCAUCAAUAUCAGCAUUCUUCAUAUGGUUUCUUGACAGUAAAAUUGGUGUAAUUGUGUUUGAAGCUGUAUUUAAUUUUAUUUUUAUAUCUGGUUGGAAUGCCCUUGAUAUUGCGUCAACUGAAGCUUUUCCCACUCAUAUCAGGACUACAGCAUAUGGUUUCCUUAGCGCUGCAUCACGAAUUGCUGGAGUUUUGGGGUCACUGUGUUUUGGUCAGUUUAUUUACUCUAGUCGGGCAAUUCCUAUGCUCGCUACUUCCGCAGUCCUAAUGAUUGGGGCUAUUGUCUCCCUUAAACUCCAAGAGACCAAAGAUAAUCUUUUAUAAAUAAUUUUUUAUUAUGAUUAACUUCUUGCAAGGAAUACUUACUUGGCAGGUUAUAUAAGAAAUUCCCCUAAUGUUUGUAUAAUAAUAUCUGAAUUGUACAACUAAUUUUUUGGUGAAGUUUGUCACAUUUAGUUCAUAAAGAUAUGGAUUUUAACAUUACAAAGUCAGGAAUUGUGCAUGGAACUUAAUGGACACAAAUAUAAAAACCUGCAGAUGAGCACCCCACAAUUAUUUGUUUUUAACUCCCAAAAAUUAAAUAAAUAAACUUAUUAAUUAAUACAGUGUAACCUCACUUGAACAGAUAAAUUGGAAAUGAACCUGUUCUAGCCCUCUAAGAAUUACAUUUCAUCAUUCAUUGAGCUAUUGUUUUAUUAAUGUGCUUUCUAGGGAGGGAGCCACUUGAUGGGUCCCUGGAGCCCCUUGGUGGGUUCCUAGAGCCUCUUGGUGGGUCUCUAUACUGUGUGUCUGGACAGCCCUACACACUCACUUUGUCACAAAAGGCUCUUGAGAGUCAUAAAUACCUAUUGGAGUCCAGAGACAAAAUCUGGUCCAUUCAAUAGAGGCACAGGGAGCAGGAGAUACUAGAUCACUCUAACCAAGAAGAAAACCCCCAUAAAAGUAGAGCAGACAUACAACUGCCAUAAAAAUAAAACCGAAACUGAAGCUAAAGACACAAUAGUUAAGUUGUUAGGCCACUAGUUACACACUCCCACAACCAUAUGGGUGCCAACAAGAGCUCAGGGAUCAAUUGGAAACACUGAAUAGUUAAGUGUCUGGUGCAACUUGACAUUCUGUUUAUUUCACCUUCCUUUGGGUCUAGGUUGUUCUAGAUAAGUGUUGGCUAUCCUUUGGACUCUGUCCUGCAAGGCCUGGCCUGUGCUUAUGUUUGUUCCAAAUUUUGGUGUCUGCUUCACAUGCAUGUUUUUAUCAAAGCCUCUGUUGAGGGGACCUUUUGAGUCGCUUUUUUUGCUUCAAGCUACUGAGUGUGUUUUAAGAGUAACCAUCCACAGGUGCUUGUGGGCACUGUCUCUUUCUGGCCAGUGUUACUUUCCAGGGAGAUUCAGGUGUCUGUUGCUCCAGAGCUGCUUCCUCUCAGUGGGUUUUCUUCUGAGUAGUGCAAUAGCUUUUGACUCCUGUACAAUGCUCUGAGGUUUGGGCAGAUGGGGUUUUACUAUAUGUGGGAGUGAGUGGUGGUGACUGUACUAGAAUUAUCUAUGUGCCACUUAAACAAUACCCAGUUGUCUGUGUUUCCCUAAGUUGUGUUCGGUGUUUGUUCACAUAGGCAAGCAUCCGAUGUACCUGGUGUUCUUGGUUUGGUUUUAUUUCUUCUGGAUCCUGAUAAAGCCCCCAUCCUAUACCCAGAUCUUGGGUGUGGUUUGACCAUGGAUCUUCUCCCAAGUCUGCUCUCAUUGUUUGUUGUUUUUUUCAGGAUGCUUGCGGUCAGGGCCAGAUAAAGCUAGUGCGAGUUCCAAUGCACAUGUUAUAAAGGGGCCCUAAAUUUAAAAAGUACAUAAAUAUUAAAACAUAAAUUAUUGAUUUGCAUAGUAAAGUAAUUUAAUUUUUUCACUCGCUGUACAGCAUCUAAUGACAAAUAUGCAAGUAAUAGUAUGGGAAUGCCUACUAUGGAUGCCUACUACUCUACUAGUAUUAGUUGCAUGUAGGUAUAAAUUUCAACUGCCAAGAGUUAUCCUAGAAAUAGACAAGAAUAAGAUUUCAACUGUCUCUUUUUCAACUGCUCUCUCAUCACCACCAGGUGGUGAGAGACUGUAACUUGUGGUUCUAAUGACCUAACUUUCUGUCCUCUAGUUGUCAGUUUUGUUUCUAUAUUCCUUGCAAUUGUAUGUUUUGGUACGCUCAGUCUUUCUGGUAGUUUUUUACUCUUGGUUAGGGUUAUCUAGUAUCCUAAGUUGUGCCUCUAUUGAAUGAAUAAAAUUUUGUCUCUGGUAGGCAUUUAUGACUCACAAGGGCUUGGUGUGAUGUAUUGUGUGUAGGGCUAUCCAGGUAGCUAAUAGCCCCAGGGAGACACCGAGUGGCCCCACCAGAAAUAGGCGUUUCAUUACAUUCAAUGCUUGAUUUUUUCUGUUGCCCAAAUGAUUAAAACAUCUUUCUGCGUAUAUCAGAAAUAAAAUACUGAACAUACAAGGAAGUUUAAAUAUACUGAAUGGUAAAAUACGGUAGUGGAAGAAAAUAGACAAAUGUUAGAACAAAUUAGAAAAUCUGUAUUUUCAAGACUAGCCCACUAAGUAGUUCACCUUAACUAUAGUCUGUAUUCCCUCACCUACCUCCAGGUGAUGGCCCAACAAGAGCCUUGGUCAACAAGCGAGGCUCUGAACAGAGAAUGACAUUUCAUAUGUGCAUGAGUACUUGUGUUGUUGCACUUGCUCAUUUGGGAGAUGGAGAACAGUGCCUUUUACCAGGUUUGCUAGAGCAAAACAUUAAAUGAUCUUUAAUUUAUUCCAGGACUACUUUCACCCUUCCUUGUAGCUAGAUGGGGGUUAGUGAUUGUACUAGAUAUACAUUUUUCUUGUGAUUGGUUUGUAUACUGGUGUCAUUCAUACUGAAAGCACUGUAUUUGUUUCUUGAGUGUCAGGGAAUUUUUUUUACCUCAAAAAACCUGCUGGUUGGGUUAUGAUGGUUCCCCUGGCCAGUUUAAGAAUCUGAACCUGCAUUUUGCAGCUUUCCUGUAUGUAUCAGAAUUCGGGAUGGAAUAUAUGAGGGUUGGUCUCUAUUUGUUUGUUUUGAGCAGUAGUACACAAUAUUUGCUACUAUACAGUACUAAUGGCAAAAGAAUACUGUAGUUCAAAAUUUCAAGAAAAAAAUAUAGGUAUGAUAUUUCUGAGUCAAGCUGCUUCAACAUGAAAACUUGGCGAGAUGGCCACCAUGUUCCGGUUAACUGAGGGUUUGGCCAUUAGCAAAUUCUUUCCAGCUAUCCGAAGGUACUGGUUCACCACGAUCCAUUUGAGCAAGGUUACACUGUAUCAUUCAUUUAUGCUUGAAAGCUAUCUGGCUACUAACCAGGUAAAUAUAAAACAAUCAUAACAUUUGCCUAAAAAAUAUUUUAAUAUGUAAUUAAUCUGUUAUCUGCGAGUUUGCAAGUCAGGUAGCCGCCAUGGCCCAGAAACAUGAAUAAUGGGCCAGAUUAAUGACAAAAUAUUAACAUUAAAAAAAUAUUAUUCCCAAAAUGUCCAAAUUUCCAUAUUUUUAAUCUGAAAUUUCUUCAUGAUGCAUGAAGUAGAUAAUCUGCUUAAAAAAUUAGAAAACAUCACAAAAGAAAAUGUAAAAUGUUGGAAUUUUUUUGGGGGGGGGACAUUUCAUCAGCAGAAAAUUAACUGAUUUGUUGGAGCCCAAAAAUGUAUCCAUGCUUCAACAUUUCUGUUGGCCAGGAAAAUAGAUCAAAGAUAUUAUUAUUAUUAUUAUUAUUAUUAUUAUUAUAAUCAGAAGUUAAUCCAUAAUUACCUCACUUUUAGACUGUUUUCAAACUUUAAUAUAUGUAUAAGAAUAAGAAGUCAGGCAGUAUUGCAUGCCUGAUAAGAUGGGUUGUGAGCAAAAUUUAUUUUAUAUAAAAUACAAAGGAUUUCACUCUCAUAAAGAAUUAUUACUUCUGUACCCUCUUGGUGUAGCCAGAUUUUGCUCAGUUUUUGUUUUUCUCAACAAAUUUUUGCUAUAUUUUGUCAUAGUUUUUUUUUUUUUUAGCCCAAAUGAUAAAACAGAUUUGAAUAUUCCGUAAUUGGAAAAAUAACUUACAUACAGUAGUAAAUUUUUAUGUAAAAAUAUAGCAUCAUAUAUUUUCUAAGUUCAGAUGCUUCUAUAGCCAGCAGCUAUAUAAUCCACCAUGAAUCAUAUCACCCACCAGGCUCUCACUACCUUUCUUUCCAUCAUGACAAGGAUCUUUGUAAGUGUUCACAGUACAUAUGUAGGAAAGGGAGACAGUGGUAAGCCUAAUUUAAACCACUAUCGAGAAUAUCAACAGCUUACUAUGAUAUUCAAGAUUGAAGCACAACUUUCCACUAUGAAAGUAAAAAUUAGAAGUACAGUACCCACACCACCAUUAUAACGGGGGGGAACAGGAGUCGGCUAUCCUCACUUUUAGUCCAGUCAACCACCCAUCACCUUCAUAGUGCUUUGAAGUGGUGGUUUAAAUUAUUUCUUUUGUUUUGAUUAUCUAAUGUAGUGGUAGGUGGUGUUCUAUGCUUUUAGUGUUCACUUUAGAGUGUGGUGUAUCAGUAUUUUGUCACUGGCUAUUGCUAUUCACUGCAGCUGUGUUUUUGGAUUAUCUUUCCCUGAUACUAUUUGAUGAAGGUCAAUAGCCCCAAUAAUAUCUUUUCUACAGUUGUUUGGCUCUUGUUUUCAGUAUGGUUUAGCUCCUGAUGAUUUCUACAACUGCCUUAGUUGUGCCUUGGGACUUUGUUACAAGCCUGUGCCUUGGUUCUGACCUUCCUUUAAAUUGCUAAUAAAAUUUAAGGAUAACCCACACUUAAGGUUCAUUUAAUAUUUACCCUCUGUAUGUUUGCUUGGCAGCUCUUCCUUUUAGUUUCACUGAAUAGUAUUGCAUUGUUCUGGUUUUUCUUUUUGUUUAACCAUGGCCUGGCCUUAUUUCAUCUUUGGGUUAUGGUGUGUGGUUAAUGCACUGCAAGUUAACAACUUUUUAUAACUGGGCUUCCUCUUUGGUCUUUGUCCUGAAGUUACAGAUCUCUGGUUCUCAUGUUAAGUGUUCUGUGGAAUUUGACUAGUUGAGUCAUUAUUAUGUUACCUCAUUCUAAAUUUGAUUCUAUUUUUUUGUGGGGAGUCCCAUUGGCUCCCUGAAGCUUGUUUACUGAUUAAGUGUCACCCUACUUGGAGUCAUGAAUUGCAGAGUUCUUAUAUGCCUACUGGGGACCAUGAGCCAGAACCUGGCCCCCCCCUCAGAGAGGUGCAGAGAGCAACGGCCUAUGAACACUUUACAUGUAAAGUUUGUCGUAUUACCAUCAACCAGGGAAGCACCCAGUAAGAAAGGCGAAUCAAAAGAGACUACUGCCUGGUUGCAAAAUGGAACCUGGUUGCAAAAAUGGGACCUGGUUGCAAAAUGUGAUUCAGCCUGGAUCCUAAUGAUUUCCUGUCUGCAAGGGUAGCGGUGGGAAAUUGCAGGGGUGAAUAAUGCUGUAGAGUAGGCAGCAAUGGAUUUUUGACUUGCAGUUGGAGUAAUGAUGGUCCUGGGCACACAAGCUGCACUUCUGGACACUUGUUGGUGGAGUGGGAGGAAUCGUAGCACCGAAAGCAUUGUUGGAGCUCGUGGAAUCAUUCCUUCUUCACUUGGAAGGGGGAAAUCUUAAUGCAAAGCAGUGGAGACCAUGUGUGGCAGCCUGGUCAGCCACAGCUAAGGUGGUAAAGGAUAUUUUCAUGGUGGGGAACUUGUCGUUGUCAGUAUUAGUUCUGCAAAAUAUAACAUCGAAUACCCCCAGGUUCGGGUUUUCUUCCUCAAUGUUGGUAAGAUAUCCAUUUGUUCUUGGUCUGCGAUCCACCAGCUGGUCCCACUGAUAAAGACUGUUUGGUCAGUGGUGUACUGACGUGGGAAGAGAGGACAGAGAUGGUGCAGUUGGCAAAGUGUGCAAUCGAAUUUUGGGAGUUUUUGAGAUCCUCCACACACGAGAAAUAGAGCAUAGUAUUCUCCCGUUCUUGACUAAGAUCAAUGGAUUUAAUUCUAGAGCUUUUUUUAGGAUCUUCAAGGCGUCACUUUUGGGGAAAGCAUUUCUGUCCAUGAGAGCAAGUCCUGACUUUUAGGCUUUUGUAGCGCACUGUCGUUGUUAAAGCCCCCUCAAUAGGUCACAGUGGUGGUGGAUGUCUUGUGAAGUUACUCAGGCUUGCUUGAGAUCCAGUUUCAAGCAAGUGUGGUCCAGUGUGGACUGGGUGUGGUACUAUCCAUCUAGAUUGAUUGAUUGAUGAAGAUUAAGCUACCCAAGAGGUGGCACGGGCAUGAAUAGCCCAUAAUGUCUGUCUAGAGACUUGAUCUCUUCUUAUACUAGUGGAGAGUAUGGUGUGUGGCACUGUUUGGCUGUCUUUUUAAGUUCUGCAGUGCAUGUGGGGUGAGGUGGGGUUAGUUUUCAGCCUUUGUCACAUUGGUCAGGGGCAUUGUUCUCUGCCAGAGCAUUACACUUGCAUAAAUUUCUUGGAGAUACAGAAUAUUUGGAUGGUACUUCUGUGCAUCUCUCUCUCCCACAUUGUGGAAGAGAGAGAUGUGCAGACAUACAUCUCCUUUUAAAGUUAAGAACUACUAAAAAGUUUCUUUUUAAGACUGCUCAUAACCCAGUCGACAGAGCUACGGCCUUUCACGCAUGGGGUCAAUGGUUAUUUAUUUAUUUAUUUAUUUAUUUAUUUAUUUAUUGGUUCUAGGCCCAUACAGCCUAGGUGAAUGGAAUGUUUAUUUCCACGGAAGUGUGGAUGGCAUUUUAUGAGUGUAGUAUAUUUUGGUAAUUUUCCAUGUAAUGUACUGUACUGUACCUAUCUCAAUGUGAUCUGGUCAAGCAAAUGUGUGUUUUGUUUACCUGAAAUGCUAUCUGUUGCAUUUGUGCUUAUUAUGUAAACUGAAUCCUUCCAGUACAUAUGAUUCUGUAGUGGAUUGGACUCUUGAGUGAGAUUUCACUGCUAAACGGGAUGAAUCCAUGUGUAUAUUGUGACAUAUUUUCAUACAAUAUGGAAACAUCCAUCACAUUAAAACUUAACUAACAUUUAUUCAUCAUGGGGAAUUGAGGUUUUCAAACUAAUUGUAUAUGUUGAUCUGUGAGCUGUUCAUGCUAAUUGUAUGUGCUGAACUAGCUAGACCACACAUGUAUUCACAUAAAAAAUUCAAAUCUUAUUCUAAUAAGAUUUAAUAACAUUUAUGCUCACAAUUUUAUUAUUGUACUUUUAUCAGUGUUAAGGAUGAAACCAUGUGUGAAAGCUGCUGAACUGAAUAUCCAGUUGUAGAUGGCUGAGUAAAUGCUGAAGAGUUCAUAUUUUAAAAGAUAAAAGAGUAAUUUUUUUUUUUAUUAUUAUUUCAAGUUCACUUGUUCAAACAUUUAUAUUGUUGUGAAGUUUCAUGUGCCUGACAUUGUGACAGUAUACUCUACAAUGUAGCUAGCAGUUACAUUAAGGCCCAGUUUUUGGAAAUAGAUAUAGUUCUUCACAAUCAGUACUGAUAAAAGAUACUACAGUACAACUUUUUAUUAAUAUAAAACAUUAAGAUAGAAACCCGACUAGCCAUAUCCAGUUACUUUUAAUAGGUAAUUAUUUAAAACAAUGAAUGUGUGUUAAAGUAUUAAAGUCAGCUUUCAGUUAAUGUAUAUAUGUACACUUAUAUGUACUUGAAACAUAUAAAAUAUAUCACAAACUUUAUUCAUGUUGUAAUAAUAAUAACAAAUUAAUUUGAUACAACAUUUGGAAAAUUUGGGCUGUGUUGAAUUAAUACCCUAAUAAUGUGAUGUUUACUAUGGCAAAAUUAGCUUUUAUAUCACUGUCAACAGACUAAUGCAUUUGUUUAUGACCAAAGUUAUUUCUUGGUUAAUGACUGAAUUUGUAUAUGAACUUUGCUGUGUUAGGUUUAGUCUGUGGUUUGAAAAAUAUGUGGUAAUGUUUGUUCAGUUUGAGAUAUAUACAAGAGUUGUUACAUUCUUGUACAGCCACUAGUACGCGUAGCGUUUCGGGCAAGUCCUUAAUCCUAUGGUCCCU
This is a messenger RNA of Procambarus clarkii (red swamp crayfish), 10043 nucleotides long. Its product is annotated as synaptic vesicle glycoprotein 2C. Gene Ontology annotation, biological process: transmembrane transport. Gene Ontology annotation, molecular function: transmembrane transporter activity. The record is from RefSeq and is a predicted model, not a curated record. Lineage: Eukaryota; Metazoa; Arthropoda; Malacostraca; Decapoda; Cambaridae. Gene Ontology annotation, cellular component: membrane.